AUGGCCGACAACAACAACACUUCGCAGCCUUCGGUUGACGAGACGCCCAUUUCCCAUCCGCCCGGCGAGCGCAAGAACUCGCUCGAGAACCACCUUCAACACCGCCCCAACCGCGCCGAGCUGGUCGAGAAGAACAUCCUGCCCGCGUCCAACGCAGCGCCCAGCUUGAUCGCCCACCAGAAGGAGCUUGAGAAGCACAUGCGUGCUGACUCGCUCAACGACAAGAUCUCCCACCGACCCGCGCCCGAGGAGCUCAUCAAGGAGGGCGUGCUCAAGGAGGACCCGCGCAGCCCCGAGGACAAGUACGCCGAGGCCAUCGAGGACGAGUACGCCAAGCGCGAGGGUGGCGCUUAG
This is a messenger RNA of Colletotrichum graminicola M1.001, 354 nucleotides long. RefSeq lists its product as uncharacterized. The record is from RefSeq and is a predicted model, not a curated record. Lineage: Eukaryota; Fungi; Ascomycota; Sordariomycetes; Glomerellales; Glomerellaceae. The transcript has 2 exons. Bases 1 to 354 code for a protein of 117 amino acids.